ACUAAGGAAGAUGUGUCAAAAGAAACAAAAAUACGAUGUGUCAAACUUAUUUUGGAAAAUAUUCAUAUAAAUUACAGUUUGAAAAAUAUGCCACGCAAUAAAUCUAAAGCACCACAGAAAAAAGCUAAAUCAAAUCAAAGAAAGAGAGAAUAUUAUACCGUUCCCGCUAAAGCUCACACCAGUAACAAAGUAUCAAAAGUGGCACCUGUAGAUAAAGAUGAAAAGAGACCUGGAGUAUUUGGUCAGAUGGCAGCUACCGCUGGGGGUGUUGCCGUUGGAACGACUAUAGGACAUUUUGUAGGAAAUAUUUUAACUAAUAUUAUAGGUUUGGCUAGUAAGAAAACAACUGAUUCCAAUAAUGAUGUUCAACGUUAUGAGGAACCAAGAAGGAGUUGUUCGAAAGAGAUUCAACAGUUCAUAAAUUGUGCCGCUACAGAGAAAGACAUUACGCUAUGCCAAGGAUUUAAUGAAGCUAUUCGAGAAUGCAAACAAAAACAUAACCUCAAUUAAGCCUUACAAAGAAAUAAAUACAAAAUAAUACUAAUGUAAUAGAUCUAAUAAUAAAGUGAUGUAAUUUGCUAAA
Molecule: messenger RNA, 583 nt
Organism: Diabrotica virgifera virgifera (western corn rootworm)
Lineage: Eukaryota; Metazoa; Arthropoda; Insecta; Coleoptera; Chrysomelidae
Product: coiled-coil-helix-coiled-coil-helix domain-containing protein 10, mitochondrial-like
Exons: 2
Coding region: 88-510 (140 amino acids)
Biological process (GO): mitochondrion organization
Cellular component (GO): mitochondrion; nucleus
Source: RefSeq, a predicted model, not a curated record